Molecule: messenger RNA, 1873 nt
Organism: Mytilus trossulus (common blue mussel)
Lineage: Eukaryota; Metazoa; Mollusca; Bivalvia; Mytilida; Mytilidae
Product: beta-1,4-galactosyltransferase 5-like
Exons: 10
Coding region: 498-1628 (376 amino acids)
Biological process (GO): carbohydrate metabolic process
Cellular component (GO): Golgi apparatus
Molecular function (GO): galactosyltransferase activity
Source: RefSeq, a predicted model, not a curated record
AAACAUAUAUAAUUACCCGAUAGCAACGAAUAUUGUUGUUCAAAAUACAAUUAUGUGUUCAAAUAUGACACUAUUAUUGGUUUAAAAGUAUUCUUAUAUAAAAACUUAUAAAACCGAACACUAAGGGACCUAUGAGGUGACAACGAUCUUGGGUAUACAUUGUGUAUGUUGAAGUGGAUGAGGUUCAACAGGAAAGAAGACUUCAUUGUAUGGGUAUAGUGAAUGUAGAAGUAAGACGCUUCACCGGUAGUAAAUACGCGUAUACCAUUCACGCUUAUGAUAUCCGAAGCUUGACAGACUUGAAUGAAACUGGAUCUUUAAAGCUUUCAAAAUCCUAAAAGUUGAGUGCACAGUUUUUGUGUCAGGAGGUUUUAGUUGGAGGAGACGUAUUUAUAGAUGAUAAAUCAUUGAAGUGUGGCAUGAGGUUUCUAGCUGGAGGCACGUGUUGUUGAAAGGAUUAUGACCCCUUCUGUAGUCAUGUGUCCCGAGUUUCCAGUAUGGGAUUGUCGGCAAAAAAGAUAGCUGGUGGUUGUGAAGGUACUUGUUUAAUCGGACUUUUGAUCUCUGCGACGCUUAUUUAUGCACUCAAUCUUAAGUUUUACCAUUCAAUUUCAAAAAUACACGGGAACAUGCAGAAUCUAUCAGAUAUAAUACAACAAACUUUAAGUCAGACACUUUCACAAAGAGUUAUAUGGAAGGAACUAAUUCAUGACAGAAAUUCAAACAAUACAUUAGAACAUAACAUGAAUCCCAACAUUACAUUAGACCAUGACAGAAAUUCCAAGAAUACAUUGGGAAGUUGUUCCUGGCCACCUAAAUAUUUACAUGGAAGAGAAAAGUUAAAUAGAACUGUUUUUGAUUUAGAAGACCUAAAUCAAGUUUUCACAUUUAUGAAAGAUGGACAUUAUAAACCGACAAACUGCACACCCAAGCAGAGUGUUGCAAUUAUUGUACCCUAUAGGGACAGAGAACCACAGAUGAAAAUUUUCUUAAAUAAUGUUAUUCCUAGGAUAUACAGACAACAGUUAGAAUUUGGUAUUUACAUUGUAGAGCAAACAUCUGGUGUUCCCUUUAACAGAGGUAUGCUGUCAAAUAUUGGAUUUAAAGAGGCCAUGUUAGAUAUGAAAUAUGACUGUAUAGUUAUACACGACCUAGACAUUUUACCUGAAGACGAUAGAAAUUUUUAUACUUGUGACGUCAACCCUAUACAUAUGGCAGUCAAAGUUGAGCAAUUCAAAUACAAUUUGCCAUACGAAGGGUUUGCCGGAGGAGUGACUACAUUUUCAAAACUCCAAUAUGAGAAAAUAAACGGAUUUUCUAACCAGUAUUUUGGAUGGGGAGGCGAGGACGACGAUUUGUUUACAAGAAUGAAGAAAAAUAACUACAGUUUAAUUCGACCUUUUGAAGAGUUUGGGCACUGUGGCAGUGUCAAACAUCAGCAAGCUAAUAAGAAAAAUGACAGGUUAAAAAUACUGAAGUAUGCACAUAAAAUAUGGCAGAAAGACGGUCUAAACAACUUACAGUACAACUUACUGAUUAAAAGAUUGAAACCGUUAUAUGUAUGGAUAUACGUAAAUAUAGAUAUGGUGAACGUUCGAAAGAGCCUUGAUUUGAAGUUAAACAAAUGAGCAAAGUUUCUUCAAGUUCCAAUGAAUUGAAGUUUUCACAUCGGAUGGCAACACUAGCAAAGAAAGAGAAAAACACAGCAACAGACUUGCGAUAUGAAUGCUAAUUUUAAAAGUAACUACUUUUUUAUUUUUUAUACGAUCAAAGGCGAUGUCUGCCAUUAAGUCGUACACAUUUUAACUACAGUUGUGUGUCUAUUCAGUCAGUAUAUUAAAUUUGAAAAUAAAAUGUUUUUCUACCAUUUUAA